Messenger RNA from Acanthaster planci (crown-of-thorns starfish), 2379 nucleotides. RefSeq names its product translin associated factor X (gene tsnax). The record is from RefSeq and is a predicted model, not a curated record. Gene Ontology annotation, molecular function: sequence-specific DNA binding. Lineage: Eukaryota; Metazoa; Echinodermata; Asteroidea; Valvatida; Acanthasteridae.
UCACCAAUCAUCAGCAUGCGAAUCAAAAUGUCGUACUGCUUCGCCAUGGCUCAGAUUUUCUGCAACACUCCAAACAGUUGAAACGUCGAAAUAGAAGCAUGGUCCGUUCCGACCGUCGGAGGGAUGAUGGGAAAAGACCCAAGGGACCUAUGAAGAGAUCACAGGCAGAUGAUUCAUGGCCAGCAAGCCAGAAAGUACGCAAGGGAGCCAGGCCUGCAGUAGAUGAGAAUUCAGAAGUUGUCAAAACAUUCAGGGUCUUCCAGUCGGAGUUGGAUGCCAAGCACGACAAGCACGAGCGGCUGGUCAAACUGAGCCGAGAUGUAACCAUCGAGAGCAAGCGAACCAUAUUCCUGCUCCACCGCAUUACAAGUGAAGAGGUCAAGCAGCCCCUCAUCAGGGAAGCCCAGGCCAAGAUCGAGGCCAUCCAGUCGGGCCUCCUCCUUCGCAUCGCCCAGGAGCUGGAGGGAGAGGACCCCUUCCUGUUCCAGCGAGCUGUGUCCCCUGGCCUCCAGGAGUACGUGGAGGCCGUCCUGUUCCUGGGCUAUGCAGCCGAGGCGAGGCUGAUGGGACUGGGCGAGGUCAGGGGUCAGCUGAGGUUCAGGGUCCCUGCCACCGACGGAGAGGAUUCCAAGAGCAAGGAUUCAUCAGAUCCAACCGUUGAAGGGGUCUUGCCCGAGUCUGUCGAUCAGGAGAACCUCCCAAGGACCCCACCCAUGAGGACACUGGCCCUCCACCUCUCCCCAACGGACUACGUCCUGGGGAUGGCCGACUUCACUGGCGAGCUGAUGCGGGCCUGCAUCAACGGCAUCGGGGCGGGUGAUGCCCAGACCCCCUUUGCACUGGUGGCCUUCCUGCGGCAGCUGUAUGACGGCUGCCGCUUCCUGGGCAACCGGCCCGGCCGGGAGUUUGUGCGCAAGCUGGCCGUCAUGCGGCAGAGCCUGGCCAAGGUGGAGAGUGCCUGCUACAUGCUGCAGGUGCGGGGGUCGGAGAUCCCCAAGCACAUGCUCCUGGAUGUUAUCUCCUCCCUGCCCAACUCGGAGCUGGGCAUGGAGGACUUUGAUACUUGAACUCUCAGCCGUGUGGCCAUCCAUAGUAAAGAUGGUCCAACAAUAUCAGUGACUUGAAAUGUUUACAAGUCAAGGCCACUCUGUUAUUGAAUUGCAUAGAAUGGAGAAACGUAAUAAGUAAAUGAAGGCAAGAGUCUGACCAAUGCAGAGUGAAACCCUCUAUGGUGGAGACAGACACAUCCCGAACUGGAUAGUAAGUAAGUUCGCAUGGAAACUAAAUGUUUUCCUGUUUCUUAAUUUGUUGAGAAGAUCUGGAAAGUAGCUUCUGAAUAGUUCAUGAAAAGACAGAUUAAAAAAUGCAUUUGCCAAACAUAUCUGUAGACCAUUACUUUGAGAGUGAGGGGACUUGUAUGUAUAGAGUUCUUACCUUGCCAUUAUUAUAACAAUAUGUAAUGAUUUCAUAAAUUUUAGACAACAUUAUUAAAGUCCUUUCCUGUAAGCUUCUUUGUGGAGGAACCAUUCUGAAUCCUCCAAAAUGCUCUGCUUAAAAAGAAACCAAUGUCACAUGCUUUGACCUUAUACCUUUAAGGGCCAUCGAGCCCCACGUAAAAGUAAAGAUGGGCAAGCUUUGCCAUCUUCUGUCCUGCAAGAGUUCUCAAGAACCUUCAAGUGGAUUUUGAGGAAUCUUAGGAGUUAAUUUCCAAAAAAGGGUGAAAUCAUUUAACCCAGACACAGUGGAGUAGUUCACGGGCAGGCCGAGAUGUUACAUUUUCUGUACCCAAAAUGCCAAAAAAUAUGCUACUGACGCGAAUUUUCUUGAAGAAAUUCAACCGUGUUUUGACCGACCUUUUUAUAUGAGGGAAUGGAUAAAGUGGACAUUCCUUUCGCAGUUUUCCUUUACAUCUAGAACUACAGCCAUCCUACAAGCUGGUUCUAUGAAUGCACUGCUUUCAUUGGCCACAGCAAAUGCCAGUGAAAGCACAGUUCCCAUCAGUUGCAUCUAUGAGGAAACUGUUUGUGCAUCUGUUCUGCACUUGUUAUUUUGGCACCUGUACCAGAGUUGACACGUAUUUCAGUGGAAAGCAAAGGUUGUCACUUUUAAUCCUGGCUGAACUACCAGUAUGCAUGUGUGUGUUGCUGGAAAAAGUCAGUUUAUCUUUGUAAAAAGUUUGCUUUAUUUUAGAGAAACAUGGAAUUCAAAAAUUCCCCUACUGGUUUACCGAAAAUAAGCCCUGGUUGGAUAGUCAGCCAGAUGCUUGCCUACAUUGUACAUACACAAUACUAACAGCUGGUGGAAAUCAUGAUCCCUGUGAUGAGCAUUAUCAAGAACAUGUAGUAAAAACUGCAAUAGACUUAAGAAAUGAGCUCCAAA